This is a messenger RNA of Schizophyllum commune H4-8, 2604 nucleotides long. RefSeq lists its product as uncharacterized. The transcript has 14 exons. Bases 114 to 2525 code for a protein of 803 amino acids. NCBI's taxonomy places the organism in Eukaryota, Fungi, Basidiomycota, Agaricomycetes, Agaricales, Schizophyllaceae. Gene Ontology annotation, molecular function: RNA-directed RNA polymerase activity. The record is from RefSeq and is a predicted model, not a curated record. Gene Ontology annotation, cellular component: nuclear RNA-directed RNA polymerase complex. Gene Ontology annotation, biological process: siRNA processing.
GACUUCCCCUCUCGAACCAUCUCUGCGCUGAACUUUUACCCCGCUCUGUAUAACAACGCCCAACCACCGCCCACUAUCUGACUCCGAACUCUUGAACACUCUCCUCUGUACCAAUGCCUUUCCGACCUCGUACACGUUCCUGUGCGGACGCUGGCGCUUCGCCGACAUCUAUCGAGCGUACGAGCUCCGACGACAAGUUUUUCUACGAAACCCGCAUCCCGUCGCAAGUGUACGAUGGCAGCCUGACCGAUGUGCUCACGCCGCCGCCUACGCAUAGUUCUGGCUCUUCAACCGCGGUCAGCCACUUGACCGAAUCGACGAACAGUCCCGUCGUCAAGCGCGAACCCUCUCAAUCGCCCUCGCCGCUUGCAAAGAAACGAAAGAGAAAGGACGACUCGGAAGACCGUGCCCUAUGGCGCACAGCAAAGGCGAUCAAGACCGAACAGGACGUGGAACCGACACCGCCAGUGGUCAUCAACGACGACGCGGUCAUUCUGGCCUGGGACAAGGGCGUUCAGAAGCUGAUUGACGACUAUGGCCUUUCGGACGGCGUAAAGUGGGAGAUGGCUCGCCUUCGCUCCCUCGGGCGCAUCACCUCCUACGCUGACUUCAAGCGCCACAAGCUCGCCCUCCUCCGCGGCUCAAACGCCGAGGCGGCCGACCGCGCCGCCCGCACCCUCCUCGACCUCCCCGAGGACGACGCCUCCGCAGACGCCGCCUUCGCCCACGAAAGAUCCCUCCUCUCCCCCUGGGUCGAACUCGACACCGAGCUCGCCACCCUCGCGCUCGACCGCGACGCGGGCCUCGGCAACAGCACCGUCCGCCCCGGCUGGUACGGCGGCAAGGUCGUCUUCCCGCUCCGGAUCAAGGCGAAGAGGGAAGACAAGAAGGGCAACCGGCAGGGCGAGCUCAUCGGCUGGACCAUCGUGCUCGACCACGCGGCGCUGGGCUCGUCUACGCGCUUCGCCCGCCGCUGCGGCUCCACGGCGUUCCUGCGCGUCAAGGUCGCGAUGGACGUGCUCCGGAGUCGCUCGCACGAAAUGCUCGACCUAUUCCUGAAGCCGUUCGUCCUGUGGGACCGCGUCUUCCGCGCCUUCUUCGCCAAGGACGACAACGUCUUCCUCGUGUGCACGAAUGAGACGAUGGAGCGUCCGCGGAUGCUGAAGACGGUCGACAACGGGAGGCAGUCGUUACGCGAGUUCGUCGAGUUUCACAACCCUCUGAGGGCGGGCGACAAGCAGCUGCUAUGCAAGUGGGCGUCUCGUAUGGCCCUUGGGCUUUCCAACUCUGUCCCCGGCCCCCGGAUCGACCCAAGUGAUAUCUUCGAGACGCCGGACAUCAUCUCUACCGACGGUUCCAACUCGGACCUUACUGACGGCUGCGGCCUUUGUAACAAGACGCUCCCGGUCAUGAUCUACCACAGCCUAGCCCUUGACGGCGUGCCGGCCGCCAUCCAGUUCCGCCUCGGUGGUAUGAAGGGACUGUUGCUACAAGAACCUCAUAGCACUCCCUCUGACCGCCCUCAAGUGACGUAUCGGCCUUCGCAAUUAAAGAUCCGCGACCAGCCGAGCCAUCCCGCGCAUCUCACCAUCGACCUGCUUCGCACCUCUCGCAUGAGGACGUCGGUCUCCAUCUCGGCGGAGGUCAUCCGUAACCUGGAGGACAACGGCGUACCUCGCCACGUCCUUGCCAAUCUUUUCAAGGCUCGCAUCAACGAGGUCAUGGAGGGCCUCACCAAUUGGGAGGGCCCCAACGGCAUGCUCAAGCUCUGGGCGACUCUCGAGCGCCUCGGAGGGGUCCUGACCCAACGCCGCGCCACCGAGGCAAGCGGCGAAGCCCGUGCGCGUGGCCUCGGCGGCGAUUUCGACCGCGCUGACGACGACGCCGACGACGACGAAGACCCGGACGAGUUUGGUUUUGAUGCCGGUCUCCAGCGCCACUCCAUCGCUUGGCAGCCCGACUACGUAUCCGGGUCUCCUAGCCGGCUGGAGGAGACCGUCAUGAUGCUCCUCGACUCGGGUUUCACGCCGGACAACAGCUCGAUCUGCCGGGAGAAGCUGAAGGAGAUUUACAAGUCGCGGGCGCGCUACCUGACGUCAAAGAUCAAGUUCACGGUCCCGCAGAGUGCGAGCGCGUUCGUGGUGCCUGACCCGUGUGGUGUUCUUGGGCCAAACGAGAUUCACGUUAAGUGCUCGCGCCCUUCGCUCAAGACGGAUGAUGGGCUCGAGACCGAUAUCGUGGUCGGUGACGUCCUCAUCACCCGCAACCCGUGUAAGGUUCCCUCAGACGUUCGCAAGGUUCGCGCUGUUAGCCAUCCUGAGCUGGCGGGAUAUGUCGACGUUAUCGUCGUAUCUGCUCAUCCGUCAACUGGGCGUCUUUUGGAACUCCUCGCUGGUGGCGAUUAUGACGGUGACACCUGUAUCGUCAUCUGGGACAAGCAGGUCGUCGAUAACUUCAAGAACUCUGACACCAAGUACGCAACGCCGCCGGACAGCCUCCUGAAAGUCCGAGAAUCCAGACCUUGAGAUCGUCGAGAUACAGAAGUAUCUGCUGAGUAAUCUGCGGGAUAUGACCCAGCUUGGCAUGUAUUCGACCUUGUAGGUG